UUUUUUUUUUUUUUUUCUCUCUUCUUUUUCUCUUCUUUUCUUCCUUUUCUUUCUUUUUUCUCGGUCUUUGGCCCUUAUCUGUUUUCUAAACUACGAAGGUAGUCUCUAUCCUCUAUUCUCCCCACUGAGUUGCUAUACUCGUCACUUUCCCUUCAAAAUGGUUCAAAAAGUCUAUGUCACCUACAACCAGGUGCACCAAUUAUGUCAAACCUCUGCCAACCAGAUCCUGAAUGCCUUCCACCCUAACCUCAUGAUCGCCAUCGGCGGCGGUGGCUACGUCCCCGCUCGCAUCCUCCGGUCCUUCCUCAAGCGCCAGGGUGAUCCCAACAUCCCCAUCCAGGCCAUCGGCCUGUCCCUCUACGAGGACCUCGGUCGCGGCGACGCCGAGGAAGUCCCCGGUACCAAGGUCACCCGCACACAGUGGUUGGAUCUCAGCUCGCUGGAGAUGGCCAACCUGAUCGGCAAGAACAUUCUCAUCGUCGAUGAGGUCGACGACACGCGGACGACGCUCGAGUAUGCCGUCCGUGAGCUCGAGAAGGAUGUCGAGCUUGCGCAGAAGCAGCUUGGUCGGGAGGGCGAGAAGACCAACUUCUUUGUCUUCGUUCUGCACAACAAGAACAAGCCGAAGAAGGGCUCCCUGCCCACGGAUAUGAUGGAGACUGGUCGUUACCACGCCUCGGUCACGACCGACGACGUGUGGAUCUGCUACCCUUGGGAAGCCAAGGAUAUCGAAGAGCACGACCGCCUGGCCAAGGAGAACCCGCUCAUUUGAGAUGAUAUUGAGGGGUCUUUGCUCUCGUAUGCUCUCUUGCUUCCAUGGGAGUUACAAAAAUGGUUAUGUUUUCUCGGGCUCGAAGGAGUUAGGGCGAACGUGCCACGUUACGAAUGAUGUUCAUUGAUGGUAAUUGAUAGAGAAAAGCUAUUUUGCAUUUGCAGUUGGUAGGAUCUUGGCUCGCUUUGAUUAAGGCCUGGUAUGUAGGUGAUUAGGGUAUAAAGAAUAAAAGAAGACC
Aspergillus campestris IBT 28561 is the source of this 1010-nucleotide messenger RNA. RefSeq names its product xanthine phosphoribosyltransferase. The record is from RefSeq and is a predicted model, not a curated record. The transcript has 5 exons. The coding region runs from base 158 to 772 and encodes 204 amino acids. Gene Ontology annotation, cellular component: cytoplasm. Gene Ontology annotation, biological process: XMP salvage; GMP salvage; hypoxanthine metabolic process. Gene Ontology annotation, molecular function: hypoxanthine phosphoribosyltransferase activity. Lineage: Eukaryota; Fungi; Ascomycota; Eurotiomycetes; Eurotiales; Aspergillaceae.